Molecule: messenger RNA, 1986 nt
Organism: Fukomys damarensis (Damara mole-rat)
Lineage: Eukaryota; Metazoa; Chordata; Mammalia; Rodentia; Bathyergidae
Gene: B4galt4
Product: beta-1,4-galactosyltransferase 4
Exons: 7
Coding region: 483-1526 (347 amino acids)
Biological process (GO): carbohydrate metabolic process
Molecular function (GO): glycosyltransferase activity
Source: RefSeq, a predicted model, not a curated record
GGGCUCGGGAUCGUCUUGCUUUGCGAGGGCGGGGACCUGCAGAAGCCCAGCCUGGCUGGGGUGUCCCGGUCAGUUGCUGGCACCCCAUCGCGGCGCUGCCUCUGUUGGGCAGGGAGGGCGGUGAGAUGCUGCCCGGCCGGGGACGAUCCGAGGAGCUCCUGGGGCUCGCUCGCAUCGCCAUCUGGGGUCCCAGCCUGCAUCUCUCUCCCUCGGGGGCGCAUCGCUGGUGAAAGCCCUUUUCUCCGUCAGGGCCAGGGGAGUACAAGUCAGGUCCAGGGCAGGACAAGUCGGGGCCAGGGGAGGACAAGAUCUGACCCUUCUAGAAAAGGAUCACUUGCGUUUUAACGGACUUUGGACAUCUGCUGAAAGUGUUGGAGUGGAACAACUGGACGGGAGCAAGCGCUGCACUGUCAGGUGUUGUCUGGUUUGCAGUCCUGCUGGUAAAGUUUAACCUGAAGCCUCUUUGCCUGCAAACUCACAGUAUGAAAGAUAUGGGCUUCAACCUGUCUUUCCACUUUUCCUACAAGUUCCGCCUGCUGCUACUUUUUACCUUGUGCCUCACUCUGGUUGGGUGGGCCACCAGUAACUACUUCAUGGGUGCUAUUCAAGAGAUUCCCAAAGCAAAGGACUUCGUAGCUGGUUCCAAGAAGGCUGUAGCUUUGGGGAAAGAGGAAAUGCUCACCAGUGAAGCAUCCAGGAAAAAAGCAGAGCUUGACAAUUGUCCUUCAGUGUCUCCAAACCUCAGGGGCCGGAGUAAGCUCAUUUUCAAACCCGACCUCAAGCUGGAGGAAGUAGAGGCAGAAAAUCCCAAGGUCGACAGAGGCCGGUAUCACCCUGAGGAAUGUAAGGCUUUGCAGCGGGUCGCCAUCCUCAUCCCUCACCGGAACAGAGAGAAACACCUGAUGUACCUGCUAGAAUACCUGCACCCCUUCCUGCAGAGGCAACAGCUGGACUAUGGCAUUUACAUCAUCCACCAGGCUGGAGCUAAAAAGUUUAAUAGAGCCAAACUCCUGAAUGUGGGCUAUCUCGAAGCUCUCAAGGAGGAGAACUGGGACUGCUUUGUAUUCCACGACGUGGACCUGGUGCCCGAGAAUGACUUCAACCUUUACCUGUGUGAGGAUCAGCCCAAGCACCUGGUGGUUGGCAGGAACAGUACUGGGUACAGGUUACGUUACAGCGGAUAUUUUGGGGGUGUUACUGCCUUAAGCAGAGAGCAAUUUUUCAAGGUGAAUGGAUUCUCUAACAACUACUGGGGAUGGGGAGGCGAAGACGAUGACCUCAGACUCAGGGUUGAGCUUCACAGAAUGAAAAUAUCUCGGCCAAAACCUGAAGUGGGUAAAUACACAAUGAUCUUCCACACUAGAGACAGAGGCAAUGAAGUGAACAUGGAAAGGAUGAAGCUCUUGCACCGGGUGUCACAGGUCUGGAAAACAGACGGCUUGACUAGCUGUUCUUAUAAAUUAUUGUCUGUGGAACAUAAUCCUUUAUAUAUCAACAUCACAGUGGAUUUCUGGGCUGGUGCAUGACGCUGAAUCUUUUGGCGUUUGUAAAACUGAUUGCAAUAAUUUUGGCCUAGAGACUUUCUCUAGUAGCACACAUUGAGAACUUGUUGCAGCCAGUUACUGAGCUGAAUGUUUCCUUUUUGCAUUUUCUUAGCAGAGCUCCUGAUGAUAUCGAAUGUAAACGACUGUAACAAUACAGGUUUUUUAAUUGUUUUGAUCAUUUAGGGUUAAAUAUUGUAAUAGGUAGUUGAAAGACAGCAUAAAAAGAUGACUGAAAGGAUAUCAUGAAGGCUUCCUGAAAACUCGGAUUGGGGGGGAUUUAUUUAAGUUUGAAGUGGUGCAUUAUGAGAGAAAAGCUCAUAGAAAAUGGGAUUGCUGAAUGUCUCAGAGAACUGGAAUUGUUCUCAUCCAAGCAAGAAAGGUACGAAGACACAUUUCCAUUGCUCAUUUAUCCUGCGUGGGAUCUGUGAAAUGGUGGGUCCUG